Pocillopora meandrina is the source of this 327-nucleotide messenger RNA. NCBI's taxonomy places the organism in Eukaryota, Metazoa, Cnidaria, Anthozoa, Scleractinia, Pocilloporidae. The record is from the annotation of a GenBank genome assembly.
AUGUCUCUUCUUGGUAGAAUUCUGGUCGCUUUUCUCUUCCUUAUCGGAGGCUGUUUUCCAAUUGUGAUCCGGAAAAAGAAGAUGAGAUGCCAAAGGAAUGGAAGGAGUUGUUCUUGUACAGAUUAUCAAACAUCUAGUCAAGAAUCGAUCGACUCUAUCGACAGUAUGUCCGUUGAAGAGCCAAGCACAUGGCAAAGGCCAGCCAAAGGGAGGAAACGAACGAGGACCAUCUCAGGAGCUUCGAACUUUUCUGGUACAUCUACGUUCUCAACACUGAGUGAGAAAGACAGGAUGUGGCUCCAAGCUUUUCGCUUUGCGGGAAGAUAA